Messenger RNA from Ustilago hordei, 387 nucleotides. RefSeq lists its product as uncharacterized. The record is from RefSeq and is a predicted model, not a curated record. NCBI's taxonomy places the organism in Eukaryota, Fungi, Basidiomycota, Ustilaginomycetes, Ustilaginales, Ustilaginaceae. The coding region runs from base 1 to 387 and encodes 128 amino acids. The transcript has a single exon.
AUGUUGGAGAUUCAAGCAGCCAGAGAGAUCACCAUCAAUAUGGAUGCCAUUUGUGCUGACCUCAAUGACCAGCUUGAUGACGUGUCAGCCAAGGGGGGCAUCAGCACAGACCUAUAUGUCUCCAACAACACUUCUCAACUUGAAUCCCCCCAACUUGGUCUCUACAGCAACUACACUUUGUCAUUGCCUGAACCACCUAGUAUCAAGUCCUCAGAUCCACUAGCCCUGCUCAGCUUCAUGGCCUUCACUAUGAGAUGCACUGUCAAGCCAGCAAUGACAUCUCUUGGACAUUACCAUGACCAAAUGGCAUUUGCAACCACAGUGAUGAAUGGCAUAGCCCUAACUGCCAGCAGCCAACAACUCCUAGUGCCAAUGGUAUCCUACUAG